Otolemur garnettii (small-eared galago) is the source of this 2915-nucleotide messenger RNA. RefSeq names its product squalene epoxidase (gene SQLE). The coding region runs from base 830 to 2461 and encodes 543 amino acids. The transcript has 11 exons. The record is from RefSeq and is a predicted model, not a curated record. Gene Ontology annotation, cellular component: membrane; endoplasmic reticulum. Gene Ontology annotation, molecular function: squalene monooxygenase activity; FAD binding. Gene Ontology annotation, biological process: sterol biosynthetic process; cholesterol metabolic process. NCBI's taxonomy places the organism in Eukaryota, Metazoa, Chordata, Mammalia, Primates, Galagidae.
GCCGGCGGCUAGAGGGGAGCGCGCGGCGGCCUCUCUGGUUACUGCAGCCGUGCCGUGGCGGGAGAGUCGCCGCCCGCGAGGGAUGCUGGAGAGGAGGCCGUCGGGAGCUGCCGCCGCCGUCUGAGGUCUCUGUGGAGACCGCCUUUCGCCGGCGGGGAAGCCGAGUCGCAGAUGGGCAGUUCCGGGGCUGGUGAGUCGGAAUCCUGCUAAGGAGUCAGUCCCGAGGUGGUGUCUGCGCUGCCCUCCCCUGGCGCCUCGCUCCUGAAUCCCAGGCCGGCUUCGGCUGGAGAAGGCGACCAGGCAUCCACCGCCGCGGUCUCCGCGGAUCGGGAGACCUUUCCACUGCGGCGGCGAGGCCGCGUUUCCCCACAGCGCCCAGGCGUUUCUUUGAUCGUUUCCUCUCCAUCCCCUUUUGAAAGGGCACCUGCUGCUGGUGAGAGAAAAGGAAAAUUUUACAGCACGACGAGCCAACAUAAAAAUAUACAGCGUCACCCUCAACAACCCCCCAGGAAACCCCAUCCAAAAAAAAAAAAAGAAUUUAUGGAAUUGCCUGAAAGAGGAGGAGCGUGUCUAAUCGGGAGCUCUUGGAGCCGCCGUUUUUUAAAUACUGUUUUCUAAGUCCUUUACAACUUUCUCCUCUUUAACUACUUUUAUACUGACUUUUUAUGAUUUUUAAAAUUGAUGUGAUCUUCUAAUCCUGUGACAGUGCUUACUGGAGUUCGGCCGGUUUCCACUGCUCCUGUUGGUAGCACAUUUUGGGGAGAACCUAAACCCACCCGGACAAAGAAUCUCAGCCUUGACUGGUGCCACCAAAGAAGCCUUUUGAACCAUGUGGACUUUCCUUGGCAUUGCCACUUUUACCUAUUUUUAUAAGAAAUGCGGGGACAUCAUCACUUUGGCCAACAAGGAGCUCCUGUUGUGCGUCCUGGUCUUUCUUUCACUUGGCCUGGUGCUCUCCUAUCGCUGUCGCCACCGAAAUGGGGGCCUCUUGGGGCGCCAGCAGAGCCGUUCCCAGUUGGCCCUCUUCUCAGAUAUUCUCUCAGCUUUGCCUUUCAUUGGCUUCUUCUGGGCCAAGUCCCCUCCUGGAUCAGAAAAUAAGGAGCCGCUGGAGUCCAGGAGGUGCAGAAAAGGAACCAAUACUUCAGAAACAACUUUAAUGGGAGCAGCUGCGUCUACAUCAAUAUCUUCUCAAGGUGAUCCAGAAGUGAUCAUUGUGGGAUCUGGAAUACUUGGCUCUGCUUUGGCAGCUGUGCUUUCCAGAGAUGGAAGAAAGGUGACCCUAAUUGAGAGAGAUCUAAAAGAGCCUGACAGAAUAGUUGGAGAAUUUCUGCAGCCAGGUGGUUUUCAAGUUCUUCAAGACCUUGGUCUUGGAGAUACAGUGGAUGGUCUUGAUGCCCAGGUUGUACAUGGCUACAUGAUUCAUGAUCGGGACAGCAAAUCAGAGGUUCAAAUUCCUUACCCUCUGUCAGAAAACAAUCAAGUGCAGAGUGGAAGAGCAUUCCAUCAUGGAAGAUUCAUCAUGAGUCUCCGGAAAGCAGCUAUGGCUGAGCCCAAUAUAGAACUCCAUGCUCCAUUGACAGUUGUUGCAGAUGGGCUUUUCUCCAAGUUCAGGAAAAACCUGAUCACCAAUAAAGUUUCUGUUUCAUCUCAUUUCGUUGGCUUUCUUAUGAAGAAUGCCCCACAGUUUAAAGCCAAUCAUGCUGAACUUAUUUUAGCUAAUCCGAGUCCAGUUCUCAUCUACCAGAUUUCAUCCAAUGAAACUCGAGUACUUGUUGAUGUUCGAGGAGAAAUGCCAAGUAAUUUAAGAGAAUAUAUGGUUGAAAAAAUUUACCCACAAAUUCCUGAUCACCUGAAAGAACCCUUCCUAGAAGCUACUGAGAAUUCUCGUUUGAGGUCCAUGCCAGCAAGCUUCCUUCCUCCUUCACCAGUGAAUAAACGAGGUGUUCUUCUUUUGGGAGAUGCAUAUAAUAUAAGGCAUCCUCUUACUGGUGGAGGAAUGACUGUUGCUUUUAAAGAUAUAAAACUAUGGAGAAAACUGCUAACGGGUAUCCCUGACCUUUAUGAUGAUGCAGCUAUUUUCCAGGCCAAAAAAUCAUUCUAUUGGGCAAGAAAAACAUCUCAUUCCUUUGUUGUGAAUAUCCUUGCUCAGGCUCUUUAUGAAUUAUUUUCUGCCCCAGAUGAUUCCCUGCAUCAGCUCAGAAAAGCCUGUUUUCUUUAUUUCAAACUUGGUGGAGAAUGCGUUACUGGUCCUGUUGGGCUUCUUUCUGUAUUGUCUCCUAACCCCGUAGUUUUAAUUGGACACUUCUUUGCUGUUGCAAUCUAUGCCAUAUAUUUUUGCUUUAAAUCGGAACCUUGGAUUACAAAACCUCGAGCCUUUCUUAGUAGUGGUGCUGUAUUGUACAAAGCGUGUUCUGUAAUAUUUCCUCUGAUUUACUCAGAAAUGAAAUGUAUGGUUCAUUAAGCUUAAAAGGGAAUCAUUUCCAAAUGAAUAUUUGAAACUCACCAUGUCCUGAGAGACUCAGAAGAGGAUGUAUAUAGCAUAAUACUACACCACUUCUAAAGUAGCAGCUGUUGGUCCAACACUGGGAUUAAUUUGUUUUUGAAGUGUUUUGUAUAUAAACAUGUAAAUAUAUGCUUUGAUUUGCAAUUUAAAAUGAAAGGAAAAAUAAGCUAUAUAAAAGGAAUGAUUGUUACCUAAACUAGUGCUAAUACUGAAGAACAGCUUUUCUUUUGAAUUUCCUAUUUGGAAUGAGUCGUUAGGACAUGCAAAUAAAUUGAAGAAUGGGGUUUCGUGCUUUUUGGUUUCUUGUGCACUUCUUUACAUAUAGCUUCCUGAUAAUGGAAAAGAAAACCAAAGUGGGAUGGAAGUGCAGAGGAAAACCUGUUCUAUUAAAUGUCUGACUUUGGGAAAGUUA